GCGGCAGCGGCGGUGGCGGCGGCUGGGCCAGGAGAGGCUGGCGCGCCCGGCGGCUCUGCGAAUCCUCCGGCAUCCGCCCAGGCGGGCCGCCCCCGCCCGCGGCAGCUCCCAGAGCAGCGGCCCGGCACCGGCGCCUUCCCGGCGGGCAAGAGUGAACCAUGGAGCUACGUGUCGGGAACAAGUACCGCCUGGGCCGGAAGAUCGGGAGUGGCUCCUUCGGAGAUAUCUACCUAGGUGCCAACAUCGCCUCUGGUGAAGAAGUCGCCAUCAAGCUGGAGUGUGUGAAGACGAAGCACCCGCAGCUGCACAUCGAGAGCAAGUUCUACAAGAUGAUGCAGGGGGGAGUGGGAAUCCCGUCCAUCAAGUGGUGCGGAGCCGAGGGAGACUACAAUGUGAUGGUCAUGGAGCUGCUGGGGCCCAGCCUCGAGGACCUCUUCAACUUCUGCUCCCGCAAGUUCAGCCUCAAGACGGUGCUGCUCCUGGCCGACCAGAUGAUCAGCCGCAUUGAGUACAUCCACUCCAAGAACUUCAUACACCGGGACGUCAAGCCCGACAACUUCCUCAUGGGGCUGGGGAAGAAGGGCAACCUGGUGUACAUCAUUGACUUCGGCCUGGCCAAGAAGUACCGGGACGCCCGCACCCACCAGCACAUCCCCUACCGGGAAAACAAGAACCUGACUGGCACUGCCCGCUACGCCUCCAUCAACACCCACCUGGGCAUCGAGCAAAGCCGUCGAGAUGACCUGGAGAGUCUGGGCUACGUGCUUAUGUACUUCAACCUGGGCUCCCUGCCCUGGCAGGGCCUCAAAGCGGCCACCAAGCGCCAGAAGUACGAGCGGAUCAGCGAGAAGAAGAUGUCGACACCCAUUGAGGUCCUCUGUAAAGGCUACCCCUCUGAGUUCUCAACAUACCUCAACUUCUGCCGUUCGCUGCGGUUCGACGACAAGCCCGACUACUCCUACCUGCGCCAGCUCUUCCGCAACCUCUUCCACCGGCAGGGCUUCUCCUACGACUAUGUCUUCGACUGGAACAUGCUCAAAUUCGGUGCAGCCCGGAACCCCGAGGACGUGGACCGGGAGCGGCGAGAGCACGAGCGCGAGGAGAGGAUGGGGCAGCUCCGGGGGUCCGCGACCAGGGCCCUGCCCCCUGGCCCGCCCACUGGGGCCACCGCCAGUCGGCUCCGCAGUGCGGCCGAGCCUGUAGCUUCCACCCCUGCCUCCCGCAUCCAGCAAGCUGGCAACACUUCUCCCAGAGCGAUCUCACGGGUCGACAGAGAGAGGAAGGUGAGCAUGAGGCUACACAGGGGCGCACCCGCCAACGUCUCGUCCUCCGACCUCACUGGGCGGCAAGAGGUCUCCCGGAUUUCAGCCUCACAGACAAGCGUGCCAUUUGACCACAUCGGGAAGUGAGGAGCCACCAUCGGACCAGUAUUUGCUUAGUGUCUUCACUGUAUUUUCUUU
Lipotes vexillifer (Yangtze River dolphin) is the source of this 1460-nucleotide messenger RNA. It is a transcript of the gene CSNK1E, whose product is annotated as casein kinase 1 epsilon. NCBI's taxonomy places the organism in Eukaryota, Metazoa, Chordata, Mammalia, Artiodactyla, Lipotidae. The record is from RefSeq and is a predicted model, not a curated record. Gene Ontology annotation, molecular function: protein kinase activity; ATP binding. The transcript is spliced from 11 exons. Gene Ontology annotation, biological process: protein phosphorylation. The coding region runs from base 159 to 1409 and encodes 416 amino acids.